AUGUCUGCCCCUUCGCCCACUGACUCUGGCAAGUCAGCCAACCCUCUCAAGCGAAUUGACAAUGAGGGACAUGAUCUCCCUCCAUCUCCAGCUCCGUCAAGCCCUCGCAAUGGUCGCAAACGCUAUGCCCUCGCCACAGAACUUGUAUACACAGAUAGCAAGGACCAAUAUGGAGCCUCCAGCGUUCCCAUCUAUCAGUCUGCCACUUUCAAGCAGACAUCGGCCAGCGGUGGCCAGCAAGAAUAUGACUACACCCGCUCUGGAAACCCCACCAGAACGCAUCUCGAGCGACACCUCGCAAAGAUUAUGAACGCUCAGCGAGCGCUGGCUAUCAGCUCGGGAAUGGGUGCUCUCGAUGUCAUUACUCGUCUACUCCGACCUGGCGAUGAGGUUAUCACUGGCGAUGAUCUCUACGGUGGCAGCCACCGUCUGCUUACUUACCUAGCUGCCAACCAAGGCAUCAUUGUUCACCAUGUUGACACAACAACCGUUGAUAGCGUGCGGGCACGCCUCUCGGAGAAGACCGCCAUGGUUUUGCUAGAGACUCCCACCAAUCCUUUGAUCAAGGUUGUGGAUAUUCCAUCUAUCGCUCGCUUGGCACAUGAAGUCAACCCCAAGGCGCUCGUUGUUGUUGAUAACACCAUGCUUUCUCCCAUGCUGUUCAACCCUCUUGAUGUGGGUUGCGAUAUUGUGUACGAGUCUGGAACCAAAUACCUGUCUGGUCACCACGACAUUAUGGCUGGUGUUAUUGCCAUGAAUGACACUCAGAUCGGAGACAAGCUAUUCUUUGUCAUCAACUCCACGGGCUGUGGCCUAUCACCAAAUGACUCUUUCCUGCUCAUGCGAGGUGUUAAGACCUUGGCUAUUCGAAUGGAGAAACAGCAAGCCAACGCUCAAGCCAUUGCAGAGUUUCUCGAGUCCCGUGGCUUCCGUGUUCGAUACCCUGGACUCAAAUCCCACCCUCAAUACGAUCUGCAUUGGUCUAUGGCUCGCGGUGCUGGCGCGGUGCUCUCGUUUGAGACUGGUGAUCCGGCCGUUUCUGAGCGUAUUGUUGAGGCUGCCCGUCUCUGGGCCAUCAGCGUCAGUUUCGGCUGUGUCAACAGUUUGAUCAGCAUGCCCUGCCAGAUGAGCCAUGCCAGCAUCGACGCCAAGACUCGAGCGGAACGACAAAUGCCUGAAGAUAUUAUCAGAUUGUGCGUUGGUAUCGAGGACCCGAAUGAUCUGAUUGAGGAUCUCUCUCGCGCUCUGGUUCAGGCUGGGGCUGUGACCGUGACUUUGGAUGGUUUCCACGCUGCUGGUGCAGCCAAGGAACUCGGAGAAACGCCCCUUGUCAUUCAAUGA
This is a messenger RNA of Fusarium mangiferae, 1341 nucleotides long. RefSeq names its product putative cystathionine beta-lyase. Gene Ontology annotation, biological process: transsulfuration; 'de novo' L-methionine biosynthetic process. The transcript is spliced from 2 exons. Gene Ontology annotation, cellular component: cytoplasm. Gene Ontology annotation, molecular function: pyridoxal phosphate binding. Lineage: Eukaryota; Fungi; Ascomycota; Sordariomycetes; Hypocreales; Nectriaceae. The record is from RefSeq and is a predicted model, not a curated record. Bases 1 to 1341 code for a protein of 446 amino acids.